This is a messenger RNA of Caenorhabditis elegans, 1107 nucleotides long. RefSeq names its product Hexosyltransferase (gene F14B6.4). Gene Ontology annotation, cellular component: Golgi membrane; membrane. Gene Ontology annotation, biological process: glycoprotein biosynthetic process. NCBI's taxonomy places the organism in Eukaryota, Metazoa, Nematoda, Chromadorea, Rhabditida, Rhabditidae. The record is from RefSeq and is marked reviewed. Gene Ontology annotation, molecular function: hexosyltransferase activity. The transcript is spliced from 7 exons. The coding region runs from base 23 to 1096 and encodes 357 amino acids.
AUUUUCCUAUUCUUAUUUGCCAAUGCGUCAUCGGUAUCGGGUUGCGGCAGUUUUGAUUAUUAUUGUGAUUAUUUGUCUCCUUAAUUACCAGAUUGAUAAAAAUCUACAAAAAGAACACGAGGAACACAAACUAGCACUGACCAAUUGUAUGAAAAGUGGACGAAUAUUCAACUCAAGUGUCCCUGAAACCAAAGACUUUGGCUCCAGCUUCACCAUAUCUUUUGCUGACAUCCAGAAAACCCACAGCUGGCUUUACCUACCCAAAUUUCAAAACUCCAUGAGCUCGGAGAUCCUUAUGAUAGUCGCUUCAAGGACGGAUAGCUUUGCCAGGCGGAAUGUUUUGAGGAAGACUUGGAUGAACCCGGAGAACAGUGAAAUAAUAAAAGAUGGAAGGAUGAAAGCCCUUUUCCUAGUUGGGAUGACAGAUGGGGAUGACUCGAGAAUGAGGAAGGUUGUGAUGGAGGAGGCAAGGAUCUAUGGGGAUAUGGUUGUGGUAGAUUUGAAGGAUACAUAUGAGGAGUUGCCGUUUAAGUCUCUAACAACUCUGCUCUACGGAACCAGCAAGGCUUCAGAGUUCAAGCUCAUCGGUAAAAUCGACGAGGACAUUAUGUUCUUCCCUGACAAGAUUCUACCAUUGCUAGAACAAAAUUUGAUAGACCCAAGCUCGGAGAGCAUAUAUGGAAUGCUUUUUGCAGAGGGAGGAUAUGUGUAUCGUGAUAAAGAACAUAGAUGGUUUGUACCUGAUUCAACCUAUGGGUGCGACAUGUUUCCUCCAUAUACCGGGGGCUUGUUCUAUCUAGUCACCCAAGAUGCAGCAAAGAAAAUCCUAAAUGCAACAAAGCAUAGGAUCUUUAUUCCGAUAGAGGACGCAUUGAUCAACGGGAUCCUUGCCAACGACUGUAAAAUUCCUAGAAUCCACCUACCGGAGAUUUAUGGAGAUCAUCAUUCGCUAACUGAUGAAGACACACGAGGAGUUCUUGCAUGGCACACGGGCAAAAACGAUCAGCAAUUUUUGGAUUAUUUUUAUAGAAAGCUUUCGGAAAGUCGUCUUAAAAAGAAGAUUUUGGAUGAGAAAAAUAAACAUUUGUUUUAUUAAUUGUAUCAUUA